This is a messenger RNA of Nipponia nippon (crested ibis), 1012 nucleotides long. RefSeq names its product annexin A4 (gene ANXA4). Lineage: Eukaryota; Metazoa; Chordata; Aves; Pelecaniformes; Threskiornithidae. The record is from RefSeq and is a predicted model, not a curated record. Gene Ontology annotation, molecular function: calcium ion binding; calcium-dependent phospholipid binding; phosphatidylserine binding. Gene Ontology annotation, cellular component: cytoplasm; plasma membrane; vesicle membrane.
ACAAUAAGAGAUUGACCAAAUACGAGGGCGAUGGCAACAAUCAAGGGGGUCUCCAGUUUCAGUGCGGAGCAAGAAGCACAGGCACUAAGGAAGGCUAUGAAGGGAUUUGGCACAGAUGAAGAUGCCAUCAUCGAGACCUUGACCAAACUAAACGUUUCCCAACGUCAGCAAGUUCUGAUCACCUAUAAAAGCAGUAUUGGCAGGGAUUUGAUUGAUGACCUGAAGUCUGAGCUGAGUGGGAAUUUUGAAAGGGUCAUCAUUGGUAUGAUGACUCCUACCACCACGUACGACGUGCAUGAACUGCGGAGGGCUAUGAAGGGUGGAGGAACAGAUGAAGGUUGCCUGAUUGAAAUUCUGGCUUCUCGCACGAACGAAGAGAUUCGGCGCAUUAAUGAGAACUACAAACUUCAAUAUGGCCGUACCCUUGAGGAGGACAUUGUCUCUGACACAUCUUCCAUGUUUCGAAGAGUCCUUGUGUCCCUCGCGACAGGAAACAGAGAUGAGGGAAUGUAUGUGGAUGAAGCCCUCGCUCAGCAAGAUGCUCAGUGCCUGUAUGAAGCUGGGGAGAAGAAAUGGGGAACAGAUGAAGUACAAUUUAUGGCCAUCCUCUGUACACGGAACAGAUGCCACCUACUAAGAGUUUUUGAUCUGUACAGAGGGAUUGCUGAUAAGGACAUAACAGACAGCAUUAAAUCUGAGAUGUCAGGAGACCUCGAAGAUGCUUUGUUAGCCGUGGUAAAGUGCAUGCGAAAUAAACCUGCAUAUUUUGCUGAAAGAUUGUAUAAAUCCAUGAAGGGCUUGGGAACAGAUGACAACACGCUGAUCCGAGUGAUGGUGUCCCGCUCUGAAAUAGAUCUGCUGGAUAUCAGAAGGGAAUUCUUGACCAUGUAUGGGAAAUCGCUCUACUCCUUCAUUAAGGGAGACUGCUCAGGGGACUAUAGGAAAGUUCUGCUCCGACUCUGUGGAGGGGAGGAUUAAAGGAUGCCUGGUGUGCUGCCUGGGUGAUGGGAAG